AAGAAGAAGCUUUUCCGGCUAAACCGGAAACGCGCCAAAAUAGAAUUUUAGCAGAAGCAGUAAACAAACCGCUGUUCGUCUUCUAGAACAUUUACGUUUUGUUGGAAUAGUCGGAGAACGUUUAUAACAGAAGAAUGGACCCAACAACAACCUUCUUCUCCAAACUGAGAAAGCUGGCGAAAACUUUGGAAACAGAAACCGAGAGACUCCAGCGCGUCUAUGAGAGCCGCGGUGAGGAGAGCGACUCCGGAGCCAGAGCCGGAGCGAUGCGAGCCUAUUACGAGCUGAACAGUGAAGUCAGCGAUCUAAAGGAUCAGAUCCGGGGUCAGCUGACUGAACAGAAAGCACAAGAGAAGGAAGUGAGUGACUUCAUCCAUGCCUGUAGAGUGAUGGAGCAGAAGGUUACUAAAGACAUCCAGGCUGUCAGGACACACCUGGAGAUCUAUGGUUAUCGAGUUUGUACGGAGCUCCAGACACCAGGCGAGGUGAACAAACAGCAGGCAGAGGCUGAAGCACUAAUAGAGGAGGGUGAACCCAGCUCAGCAGCUGCUGAAGGUGACGGUCAGGAGACAGAUGAAGGGGUUCACUGCUCAUCACCUCCAAAAAUGGAGCCCAUCUUCACUGAUGGGAUGCAAACCCCUAAGCUCUCAGAUUUUGGUCUGUCUAAGAUGCAGCUUCAGAGAGCUCUAGCUGGGGCAGACUGGUGCUCUGAUGUCCCUCCGAUGCCUAAGAUGAGCCUCCCAUGCCCCUCGCUCAACAUACCGGCGUCGCCUCCCAUGCCCCUAACUCCUAAACGGGCCCUAAGGAUGGACGACGAAGAGCUGCAGGAACCUCAGAUGCACGAUUUUGGCAUCUCGGAGCACAACAUGCCUCUGAACAAUGACUUCACCAUGAAUCUUUUACUGAAGACCCAGAGGUCACCACCAGACAUAGUCGUACCACCAUCUCUAAAGGAGGGUGUGCAGACAGCAGCUGGCAAGUUGCAGUCUGCGCUUUGGACCCCAGGGUUUAAGAUGAAAAAGCCCAACGCUCACUACUCCACACCAAAGCAGGACAAGUACGACCCAGAGUCCUCUGGUCAGACAUGUGACCCCCCGGUCACCCCCCAGGUCCCAGCCUUUAAAACCCCGUAUGUGAACCGACUGGUCAGCACCAAAAAGAGUGCACAGCCUGAGCCAACCAGCUGUAACGGAUCCAAACUAAGAUGGGAGUGCAAUGUGCCCGAAAUAUCUGUUGGUUUUGAGGACAAGCAGAUGCCAGAGCUGCCAAACUUGGAGUCAUUUUUGGGAAAUUCUCUGCAAAACAGUAAUGGGAAGAUGCUGAAGAUUAGAGGAAAAGAGAACAUAGGAAAAGACCGCGCCGUCAACAGGCUGGAGCUAGAUGGACCCACGCAGGAGUUCAGCUUAGGAACGCCUCGCGUCAGAGCCAACUACCAGGAGCCCAGCACCCCUGAGAUGCCAGACCUCAGCUCUGUUACUGGCGACAUUUGUAAACUUGUGUCCUUGGCUCAGAUGAAAAAGACGAAGAGUGCACCCUCGAACAUGCAUGUGAAGCCAGAUGACGACAGACACGGCCGCGUUUCACGAGCAGAAGGCGUGUCUGCGGUGACACAGACCGAGUUCCAGACUUUACCAAGCUACCUGAGGAGCAUGACUCUGAGCAGCCUCAACCAGGUCAUCUCCAACAUCAACAGAUUUUUGGAAGAGCAUCAAAGUGAGUUCUGUUGUGCACGUAGAAACAUAAGCAGCUCUCGUAGUACAGGAGAAAUGAAGGGUUUGACAGAUGAAGAGCUGCGGGAGGCCGUCGGUUUUGGGACCAAAUCUCCUGUGUACAUCGUCUGUCUAAAGGAGCUCGGGAGGUUGUAACAUGUGGAAGGCAUUUUUGACGCUGAUGUUUACAACCUGGUGACCCAAAACAAAAGACGGAGGCCCUCAGGCCUGAGAGAAUCCUGUCUGGACUCAGAAAACCUGAUUCUCAGAGUUAGAGACGCACAGAGAAGUCUCAUCUGAGGAACUUCAGCAGAGACGGAGUUUGUGUUUAAGCUGUAAAUGUGCAUCAUAAAGUCCCUUAAUAUCAAACACUAGAGGAGCUCUGUAGAUGAUGAAUAACAAGUAUUAAAGAUGAAUGAUAUAAAAUUAAUGGCUAGUUUUCUAAAUGUCUAAAUGAUUGUUUAUUUUACUUUCACAGCUCCACUUGGACUGAUUUUUGAAUAAAUGUUCAUUUAUGGUGAAUCAUUAAAAGUACAUUUUAGAAAAUUG
Nothobranchius furzeri (turquoise killifish) is the source of this 2258-nucleotide messenger RNA. It is a transcript of the gene ska3, whose product is annotated as spindle and kinetochore associated complex subunit 3. Gene Ontology annotation, cellular component: spindle microtubule; kinetochore; outer kinetochore. Lineage: Eukaryota; Metazoa; Chordata; Actinopteri; Cyprinodontiformes; Nothobranchiidae. The record is from RefSeq and is a predicted model, not a curated record. Gene Ontology annotation, biological process: mitotic cell cycle; chromosome segregation.